Messenger RNA from Strigops habroptila (Kakapo), 363 nucleotides. Its product is annotated as loricrin-like. The transcript has a single exon. Bases 1 to 363 code for a protein of 120 amino acids. Lineage: Eukaryota; Metazoa; Chordata; Aves; Psittaciformes; Psittacidae. The record is from RefSeq and is a predicted model, not a curated record.
AUGUGCUCCCGCCAGGACAGAGACAAGUGCCAUGAGCAAGAGCGCUACAGCAGCGGUGGUGGCUGUCACAGCUCCGGUGGUGGAUGCCACAGCUCCGGUGGUGGUGGCUGCCACAGCUCCGGUGGCAGCGGUGGCUGUCACAGCUCUGGUGGUGGUGGCUGCCAUAGCUCUGGUGGCAGCAGCGGCUGCCAUAGCUCCAGUGGUGGUGGCUGCCAUAGCUCCGGUGGUGGCUGUCACAGCUCCGGUGGCAGCGGUGGAUGCCAUAGCUCUGGUGGCUCCAGCUGCCAUGGGAAGCCACAUGUCCAAUACCAGCAGCAGCAGCAGCAGCAGAUCCACCAGCUGCCCUCGCACAAGAUGAAGUGA